This is a messenger RNA of Gambusia affinis (western mosquitofish), 1960 nucleotides long. It is a transcript of the gene stm, whose product is annotated as starmaker. NCBI's taxonomy places the organism in Eukaryota, Metazoa, Chordata, Actinopteri, Cyprinodontiformes, Poeciliidae. The transcript is spliced from 30 exons. The coding region runs from base 69 to 1505 and encodes 478 amino acids. The record is from RefSeq and is a predicted model, not a curated record.
UUCAGCUGACUUCAGACAUUCACUGAAGUUUCCUUGUCCAAGUUUUAGUUCCUGCUGAAAAUAGCAACAUGUUCGGACGAUGUGUUGUUCUGCUGCUCUGCGCCCUCGCUGCUGUUUCCCUCGCAGCGCCGCUCCAAACAAGUGCUCCAGAAGAUGAGAGAAUCGCAGCUCUGAUGAAACACCUGAAUGAGGAAGCUACAGACAAACCUAUGACCUCACAGCCAGACUCUGAUGAGACAACUGAGAUCCCAGUCGACUCAGAUGAAGCUGACUCAGAUGCUUCCAUGACUGAAGCUCCAGAAUCUGCUGAAGCCUCUGAGAUUUCAGUGGAGAAAGAAGAAAGUGAUGCAGAUUCUUCUGUGGCUGAAAGUGAUGAAAGCAAAGACACUUCUGAGAAAACUACAGAUUCUGCUGAAUCAGAUGAGAAAACAGAUUCACCGUUUCAGCCCAGUUCAGUGGAGAGUGAUGGGACAUCGUCCAUGAUGAAGAGCUCUGAAGAUGACGACGCUUCCAGUAAAAGUGUUUCAGAAUCAUCUGAGGAAACAACUGCUUCAGAUGAGGACAUUGAACUGAAGUUAGACUCCCAGGUUGUUGGUGAUAAUCCUGAAACCUCUGAGGAGAAAUCUGAAGGUGAUCCUGAUGAAGGCCCUGAUGAUGUGGCAGCAGUUCUGUCUGAAGAGCUCGACAGCAACUCGUCAGAGGAAAACUCAGAAACUACUACUGAACCCAAAAGUGGUGAAACAUCAGAGGAGGAAUCAGAAACUGCUUCUGAAGACAAAGACAGCAAGUCUGAGGAAAAACCUGAUGUUGCUUCUGAUCCGAUGAUCGUGUCAGACGAGGACACAAAAGAAUUCCACAGCCUUGAAAAAAUGGAAGUAACUGAUGAUUCAGCGCCUGAAACUGAUCCGACCUCCGAUAUGGAAAACGACGAGUUUGAAGAAGAGCUUAAAGUUGAAGUGGGCGAUGAAACAACUGAUUCUAAAGAUGAGGAUGAACUGAGUGACGACGCUGAUCUGACUGACAGCGACACUCCAGAUGAUGACGACAAGAAGGAAUCAGAUGAAGUCACUGACAAAGAUGUGGGCACUAACAACUUAGCUCUGGAAGUCGAGAAGGAGGCUACAGACGUGGCAUCAAAUGAGGAAGAUGUACAGGAUGAGGACGGCGACGAGAAAGAGGCAGCAGAGGACGCCCAGGCGAUAGAGGAGGAGAUGGAUGAAGACGAGGGCGCGACCUCAGAAAGCGACAGCGAGGAUGAAGAUCAAACCGACAGCGAGGUUCCGCGUGAUGGAGAAACUGAUACGAACCAAACCGACAGCAAGGCAGAGAAAGACGAAGACGAGCUGGCGAUUCUCGACGAAGAGAUGUUUGAAGAUGACUCUCAGACUGAGGAGCCGGACAACCUGGGUCCAAACACGCCCGACUCCACCGAAGCACAAACGUCUGACAUGGACCUACUUGAUGACUCCACUCCCGCAGCUGGGAGCCAGACGCCCAGUCUCUGAAGCUCUCUGAUGACAGAAUGGCGCUCCGGUGUCUCCAUGGUGAUUUACUGCUGCCAUGACAACAACAAACUAACCUGAAACUAAACUCAGCUGUCUCUUUGUUUUGUGUCUUUUUGAUUUGAGGCUGCCUUUGUUUUUUAUAAAGAGAUAUUAGUAAAUAUCUUCUUUCUCCUCCUUGUUCUUCUCUGGGGUCUCUUUUAACUUUAGCUCAUUUUCUCGCCUGUCUGCAGAAAUAUUAUCCCCAGCUGCUGAUCUUAGAUCUGCUCUGUGGGUCUGAUUUCACACAUUAAUGUGUACAUACAGACAACCGUUUACUUUACAAACAUUAAUGAUUAUUUUUACAAGAAAUUGAUGAAUGUCAAGUCCUUCACUGUACACAGAAAUUGGCUAAUAAAGUGUGAACUGUCAGAAACUGCCUGAAUUUUUUCUGAGAAUAAAAAGUCUGUUUUUCUUAA